ACAACCCAACGCUUAAAUAACCGUCGCGUCGAGUUUCCCAUUCCAGCAAGCCACAACCAACAUCACGAACUAUCCCACUUUUAAUGCCUCUGCAUGACUCUGCGCCUUCAUGAUCGCGAAUAGAUAUAUACCCCACCAUCAUGACGCCUCAUCCAUGAAUCCGAUCACCUAAAUCAAACUCUCAGAAUAAAUCCUCAAAAUGUCCGCCUCGCCUGAAUUCACUGUCCUCGGCGCUGGCGUGAUCGGCCUUUCAACCGCUCUCACCCUCUCCACCACCUUUCCCACCGCCCCCAUCACCAUAACCGCCACUCACUUCCCCGGUGACCGCGCCGCUAUCUAUGCCUCGCCUUGGGCUGGGGCUAAUUGGCUCAGCGUAGCUACAGACGGUGGGGCGUUUGAGUCGUAUGACCGGAUCACGUUCGAGAAGUUUGAUGAGCUGGAGAGGAGGAGGCCCGAGUGCGGGAUCAAGCGGAUGGGGAUCAAAGCGGUUUUUGAUAAUGUGAUUGAGGAGGCAGGGGUGCUGAGUGUUAAAGAGGGAGGAGGGUUGGGGGAGAAGCUGUGGUAUGAGGAGCUAGUGGGAGGCCUGAGGAUGUUGGGCAAGGAAGAGGUACCAGAGGGGGCGAAGUGGGGAAUGGAAAUUGAGGGGACUUUUGUGGUCAAUACGCAGGUUUAUUUGCCGUGGCUGCAGAACGAAGCGCUGAAGAAGGGCAUCAAGUUCGUCAGAAGAUCUUACCCGCAUAUCGACGACGUGUCGAGGGAUUUCCCGCAAGCGGCCGCAGUGUUCAAUUGCACAGGCUUAGGAUCGUACUCUCUGGGCGGCGUCGAGGAUCAUGAUCUAUAUCCCACACGUGGACAGGUGGUUCUGGUUGCGGAACCUAAGACGCCUAUUUCGAAGAUGUAUUUCAGGUCGCCGAAACGCGUUGAUCCAAGCACGACAUACGUCUUCCCGCGUCCGCUGGGAGGCGGCGUGAUUCUGGGCGGAUGUCGGCAGGAGGGUAAUUGGGACGGGGACGUGGAUUUGGAGUUUGCGGAGGAUAUCAUGAGGAGGUGUUGCGCGCUUUGUCCAGAGUUGGGGAAGCCGGAGGAGUUGCAGGUGAUCAGCCAUGGUGUUGGGUUAAGGCCCAGUAGAAAGGGUAAUGCGAGAAUUGAAGGCGAGCAACGCGGAUCAGUCCUAGUUGUACACAACUAUGGUGCGUCUGGAGCUGGUUAUCAAGCAUCUUGGGGCAUGGCUGCACGUGGCGUUGACAUUGCGAAGCAAGCUUUGACACUGACAUCAAAACUAUGAUGAAUCUCCUUGCGCUCAAAGGCAGAUCUAGGAAAAUGCUGUCACAAGUGCGAUAGCAGCACAAACUGAUGAACAUUGAUCAGGAUGCGCCGGUGCGAUUUUUCUGAACACGAACAAUCAUAUAUCAGGAGCCCUUAGACAUACGAAACGAUGAAAUCUUUACCUGCUCUUCUGUCGCAGAACGAACUUGAAAGGCUCGAUUAGCCUACCAGAUUCGAAGCUACAUAUUUCGAAAGUGAUGAAGGAAUUGAAUAUAGCACUACCGAUUCGGGAUAACUUCACGAACGUUCUCAAUUGGAAAAUCAUACAAAGGGCUUUUCCGAGCGCAAGGCGCUCUUAUCAGAAACUGAUUAGCAAUAUUGCGUAGAUCACUUUACCCCACUCCUAAGGAACU
Molecule: messenger RNA, 1679 nt
Organism: Mytilinidion resinicola
Lineage: Eukaryota; Fungi; Ascomycota; Dothideomycetes; Mytilinidiales; Mytilinidiaceae
Product: FAD dependent oxidoreductase
Exons: 4
Coding region: 200-1285 (361 amino acids)
Molecular function (GO): FAD binding; D-amino-acid oxidase activity
Source: RefSeq, a predicted model, not a curated record